GCCACGCCCCCUGAAGGCGCGGCUGCGCAGUUGUCAAAAACGCAGCAGAAACACACUGAACACAGAGCUCCCAGAUUCAACCCGAAGGUGAAAGAUGUCUGCACUGAACGCGUCAAAUGACAAGUUCCGGGGUUUGAUCUCCAAGUCUUCUAAUGUCCCCUUGCCCGCACUAAUAUGCUCAAAGGUGCUUUUCUGCGCCAUGCCCAUCGCUCAGAUCGCAUUAGGUGCUGUGAACUUAAACGACUGUCCGCUGCAGCCUUACAUCCCCAUCUAUCUGAUCGUGUCGGGGGUCUUUAGUCUGCUGCUGGUGAUCCUGGCCGCCCUGCCCUGCACUCAGGGUUCCAACCAGCUUAGUUGCCUCUGCACGGCCUGGAACUCGCUGACGACCUUCUUCCUCUUCUGCUGGUUCAUCGCUGGUAAUGUGUGGAUUUACUCCAUUUACGAGCCCAACUACAACAAGAACUCCAACAGCACGGAGCUCUACUGCGACAAAACUGUGUACUUGUUUGCGUUCUGGACCUCGACGUUGGUCUACAUCCUCGCGGGCCUCCUCAUGUUCGGCGGGGUUUGCUGCCUUCUCUGCACCUGCCUCUGCAAGGCUGACCCAGACGACCACUAAAGGUCCUGCAGCUCGCCGAGUUUUUGAAUUCCAUGUUCUGUCAAGUUCAGAGAUAAGGUUGGAGGUAAAAAAAAAAAUAUCUGAAAAGAGUUUUUUCAGCAUCUUCAAAGACAUUUACUUAAAGUUUGGGACAUUUUUAACACUGGUUUUAGGAGAGUUUAUGUCUACAUGUUUUUCUCAUUCUGGGUUUUCUGCCUCUGCAGAACAUGUAAGGUUUAUUUUUCCUCUUAUAUUAACUCUAGUUCAUUUUUAAGCUAAAAAUGACACAAAAAAGGUCUAUUCUAAUCCAAGGGUAACAGUGGGGAAAAUUCAAAGAGAAUAAUAAUAAAACCUUAUUAGUAUAAAACCUUUGUUUUUCUAGUCAAAUAUUUCUAGUCAAAUAUUUCUAGGCAAAUUACAAAAUGUUUAGUUUGUUUGAUAGUUUCAAGAAAAACCAACAAACUAUUUGUGCUAGAAAACCAUGAACUGCAUUAAAAACAUUCAGAAAAAGCAAAACAAACCAAUCUGUCUUUGUGAAAAAAUUAUCUUUCCAUCUUUUCCACAUGCUCAGAUGAUGAUGUAAGCUACAAAUGAGACGGGGCUUCAUGAAGAAACGCACCAAAAAUAUCAUUUUAAGAGGAUAAAUAAUUGGAUUGGACUAAAUAUUUUAUAAUAAGAAAAAUUUAAUUAAAGAGGGAAAUCAAAAGAAAAAAUAUCUACAUAGCACAACAAACUUUGUUUAAAUACCAUCAAAAACACAAAGAAAUGCCUUAAAAAAUGUGUUAAAUGUAUGAAAACUUAAAAAUAUCACCUUUUGGGUUUUUUUAUGGAUGUAAAGUGAUUGAUUUCCAAAAGGAUCACAUGUAGAACUUGAGUAAUCCUCACGAUAUCAAGCAAAAUGCUUCAUUCCCCACACGACAAACAUUGAGGUGGUUCCUAAAAUGGAGGUUUUUCCAGGUCACAUCUUAUCACUGUGGCUUCUUUUCUCAUCCAACAUGAAAGGUUGGUGCUCCUGUGAUGGUCGUAAGUCUGUCUGUGUUCAUUUUAAACACCCACUCCAUGUUUUUAACAUGUCCUUGAGGCAUUUUUCUGUUGGAGGCCAUAUAUGAAGGAAAUGAAGCUCAAAAUCGGGUUUUCUUUUUUUUAUUUAAUUCAAAUUGGUGUGACUCCGGACAAAAGAAUGCUAUGAGACAAAUAUUGUAUUUGUGAUGUAGAACGUAUACACUGGUUGAGCCACAAGCUUCUUCCUCCGACUAAAUCAAUUUACGUCUUUGUUUUCCUCGUAUGAGCUGGCAUUUGGUAAAAAAAAAAACUGUAGGGUUGGACGGCUCCAAUAUUGCUCGCCAGUUUUGUUGCGGCGGUAGGUUGAGGGUGUGAGGGGCUGUAAGGUAGCAGGAGAGACAGCGUAACCAGAGGACUCUCAGUAAGGUGAGGACGGGGUGGGUUUGCUCCGCCCCCAACUCAGAGGUGAGUUUCUAAUGAACUUCUACUGAGUUCAUUAGAAACGAUGUCCUAGAAAACAACACAGGUUGUUUUAUUUAGGCUAAAACAGCAUACUUAUAAUUUUGAAGAAAAAAAAAACGCUUUGAUCAAAUGAUGAUCAGAGUCUUUAGUUUAUCUUUAUUUAAACCAUUGAUAUCAGGUUUUAAAAGGAAUUCUUAGAAGAUGCCCCGCCCCCUGUCUAUCAGGUUCUGUUAGUCCCUUUGUGGUACUAACAGAACCUCGUGGUACUUGUGGUUCUAUCUGCUGCUCGUCUUGUUCUCAGCUCAGACUUCCACUUAGAUUAGAUUAUCAGAAAGAGUGGCUGAACAGCAGCAGGUGUCAAUUCCCCUUGACUGUUUUCUCAGUACACGCUGACCCGAAGCACCACAAUGAAAUCACAAAAACCUUAGCUUAACAACAGCCUCCUGUCAACAGAGAGCUCUCCGUACCCUUUUCCUUGUCUCCAGAGUACACACAAACCCUUUGGCCUCUGUGUGUUGUUUUUUUUUCCUACCGUUGGCUGAGUUGAAGCACAGCAGUCCUCCACCACCAGAGUCUGAGCCGACCAAAGCUGCCUUUGGAUUCUGCUCGACUCCAAAGAUUCCCCAAAAAAGCCUCUACCUGCUGCUGCUCUGCAUUUCAAUAAAGUCAUUGAAACCUC
Oryzias latipes (Japanese medaka) is the source of this 2741-nucleotide messenger RNA. Its product is annotated as transmembrane protein 272. The record is from RefSeq and is a predicted model, not a curated record. Lineage: Eukaryota; Metazoa; Chordata; Actinopteri; Beloniformes; Adrianichthyidae.